This is a messenger RNA of Miscanthus lutarioriparius, 294 nucleotides long. The record is from the annotation of a GenBank genome assembly. NCBI's taxonomy places the organism in Eukaryota, Viridiplantae, Streptophyta, Magnoliopsida, Poales, Poaceae.
AUGUGGUGCACUAACAAUUUUGUGCAUUCGUUGCCCACUAGGACUUCACAUUAUGGAGAGCUCGUGCUGGAGUGUGCCAGCACAUACCUCAAAUAUGGAUGCGCCCUGCUAUACAAAGCUGAGGAGGAAAGCGAUUUUUUGGGAAAUGUUCCCAAGAGCAUGCCAAAUGAAGAGUCAGUGAAGAGUACAGUUUCUAAAGAUGAUAGUGGAACCUCAAAGAUCUCUGGUACCAGUGUGGAGGAUGACGUGUCUUCGGAGAAAGCUGAUGCUGAAGAAGGUCAUUACACUGAGUGA